Messenger RNA from Prorocentrum cordatum, 2175 nucleotides. Lineage: Eukaryota; Dinophyceae; Prorocentrales; Prorocentraceae. The record is from the annotation of a GenBank genome assembly.
CAGCAAGGAGAUGCACAUAUGGGGAUCCCCACGCAGUGAAUAAUUUCAUGCUGAGCACUCUGAAGUAUGCUAGGAGCUCUACGAGGUUCCCGGCGGCUCAAGCCAUUUUGGCUCAAGGAAACCUCGGCUCAAGGCGCGUGACAUUUGAUCCCCUCUGCCUGGGUAACCUCCAGUGGGAUCGAGUGCGCGUCAGGGAGUCACACGUUUGUCGCCUAGAGUGAUAUUGCACUGCCAUUCUUUUGACACGUUUGAUCGCCUUGAGUGGUCUGCAAUUGAUUUGUUUCACACGUUUGUCGCCUAGAGUGAUAUUGCACUGCCAUUCAUUUGACACGUUUGAUCGCCUUGAGUGGUCUUCAUUUGAUCUGUUUUGCUGGGGCUUCCGAGGCAGUCUCUGCAAUCUUUCGCUAUGCCGCACGUACGGAGUGCAAGUGCUCGCAUCAUGCGUCGGGCGCUGGCUGUUCAAAACGGAUACUGUGUGCAUUUACCUAUUCGUUUGCCUCUGGGUGGUUUGGUGCCACCUACGUAUCUCCCACCACCAGGGCUGGAACGGGCGACUGCCGAUUUGGUUCUAGAUUAUCUCUUGUUGCGCGAUCCACCUGUUGUUAAACCCAGUUUGGAGGAGGAGGAGGCUGACAUUGCGACUGUUUCGGAGAAUCUUUCUUGCCGUAUGCAGGCUUCUGAAUCGCUGGUUGAUGUAGGUAUUGGAGUGCAGGCUUCUGAAUCGCUGGUUGAUGUUGGAGUGCAGACGGUUGAUACACGCUUGGCGGAGGAGGAGGUGGAGGCUACCGUUGCGACUAUCUCGGAGACUCUUUCUUGUCGUUCUCUUGUUGACUCAGGAGUGCAGACGGAUGAUGCUUGCCUGACCGUGCUACCCAAGGAGGAGGCGGCCGUUGCGACACAUUCGGAGAUGUCUUGUGCGGAUGUUGUGGACUUUCAUUGUGAAGUCGGCUGUCAGACAGAGAUUGUCGUUGGGAUGGAGGGAGGAGCUUCAGGAGUUCUUCUUGGGAAAGUGACUGUGGCGGCGGAGGGGGAGCUGGAGGCGCCCUCGAGUGCGGAGUCUUCUCCGAACGUGCGGUCUGAUUCUGAUAGCCGCGCCUUGUCAGGAGCGUCCCAGGGGUGUCUGAAUCGUCCCGUCACGCUCAAUGAGGUAUCGAAGGAGUCGCGCCAGAGGACUCGAGGGAGAGAUCGUGACAAGGUCAAGGGGACAUCGACGUGCUCUCAGGCCACCAUUGCCGAUGUCAAAGCGUGGAUUGACGCUGUUGCCAGCAUCAACGAGUUGAAUGCGAUCCAGUAUUUAAAGAACGGAAUGGAUUUGUUUGAUAAGCUGGUGACAGAACGUGGGUUCCCUACAAAGAAGGCCCAAAAAGAUUAUGCUCGGAAGCUGUAUGAGAUGCUCCAGAAUGUGCAAGCGACGCUGGAGGAUCUUCUAGGAUUCUUCGAGGUGCACAGGUUCUUGACAGGACAAAUGAACCGCGCCGAGAUGGCCAUGUUUCUUGAGGUUUCCAAGUGCAGCGAUUACCGAAUAAUAUUCUUCGGACGCCCGAGGAGUUUCGACAAGUUGGGAUGAAGCUAUUCGUGCGCACUUGUAUGCAACUUUCGGUUUAGAACAGCGAAGGCUGUAAUGCUUGUAUCUCACCUGUUCUUGUUUUCCUCACUUUAUCUCUCUGUUUGACCUCUCGCUGGAGCCAUGAUGACUCUACGGCCCGCUGUGGGCCCCACUGAGCGCUUCAUGUGUGUAAAGGGCAGGAGCCCCUCAUAUUCUUCAGGUGACGUUCUUCCACGGGUUGUUUCCCUGUCUAAUUCGUUGUUUACUUCACAUGUGACGUUGAGCAUACGCCUCUUGUCAUGCGGCGGGUUGAACAUGCGUAUUUCGGACUGGUUUGAUGUGAAUAAGAGUUUGUGCUCACUCACGCCUUGCCUGUUUGGAUACGUCCGCUCCUUGCUCCGACUAGGCUGGAAAGCCUGCACAGUCGACCGCAAAGUCCGCAAAAACGAAGGUUGACGGUUUACCGCCGGCGCCAGUAAUACCUCGUAGAGCUCUUCGACAUCGAUGAGCUAGAGGAAUUCCGGCGCGGGGUGGAGCUAGUUGAUCGACCCGACCAGAAAGGACAAAGUGUCAACUUUUGCGUGGUUUUGCGAAUAACACGUAGAGCUUCCCUUUGCAAGUUGUUGCUG